Monopterus albus (swamp eel) is the source of this 2857-nucleotide messenger RNA. It is a transcript of the gene mccc2, whose product is annotated as methylcrotonyl-CoA carboxylase subunit 2. Gene Ontology annotation, cellular component: mitochondrion; methylcrotonoyl-CoA carboxylase complex. NCBI's taxonomy places the organism in Eukaryota, Metazoa, Chordata, Actinopteri, Synbranchiformes, Synbranchidae. The coding region runs from base 73 to 1767 and encodes 564 amino acids. Gene Ontology annotation, molecular function: methylcrotonoyl-CoA carboxylase activity. Gene Ontology annotation, biological process: L-leucine catabolic process. The record is from RefSeq and is a predicted model, not a curated record. The transcript is spliced from 17 exons.
AGAAGAAGAGCUCUGUUGACUUAGCUACCUAACACGAUAGUAGUUGGACAUCUACUUAACGUGAUCAUCAAAAUGCUUCUACAGUCUGUCAGACCCUGGUUGCUUCGUUGCCGGAGUUUACCUUUGGCUUACACAAGACCUUACUACGCUGAUAAAGUCGCUCGACUCGGCUCUCAGCCGGACAAACAGUCUCCUGAAUAUCAGGAGAAUUAUGAGCGAAUGCAAGCUCUUGUUGAUCAACUGAAAACCCGGACGGAGAAGAUUAAAUUAGGUGGGGGAGAAAAAGCCAGAAGACUUCAUACCUCUCGUGGGAAACUCUUGCCUAGAGAGCGUAUAGACAGACUGCUGGACCCUGGGACACCUUUCUUGGAAUUCUCUCAGUUUGCAGCAUAUGAAUUGUAUGGAACAGAGGAAGUCCCAGCAGGAGGUAUAAUUACAGGGAUAGGCCGAGUUUCUGGGGUGGAAUGUCUUAUUGUUGCAAAUGAUGCCACUGUCAAAGGGGGAACAUACUACCCCAUUACAGUGAAGAAGCACCUUCGUGCACAAGAGAUAGCCCAGCAGAACCACUUGCCAUGCAUUUACUUAGUGGAUUCUGGAGGAGCCAAUCUACCCAGACAAGCUGAUGUCUUUCCAGACAGAGAUCACUUUGGACGCAUUUUCUACAACCAGGCCAGGCUGUCUUCAGAGGGAAUAGCACAGAUUGCUGUUGUGAUGGGCUCUUGCACUGCUGGAGGAGCAUAUGUACCGGCCAUGGCAGAUGAAAGCAUCAUUGUGCAGAAACAAGGAACCAUUUUUCUCGGAGGACCUCCACUGGUCAAAGCUGCCACGGGGGAAGAGGUUUCUGCAGAGGACCUUGGUGGUGCUGAUCUUCACUGCAAAAAAUCUGGUGUGACAGACCACUACGCUUUAGAUGAUAACCAUGCACUCCAUUUGGCAAGAAAGGCAGUGAGAAGCCUCAAUUACAAGAAAAAUAUUGAGGUCACAGUAGAACCCACUGAAGCCCCUCUCUACCCUACAGAUGAACUCUAUGGCAUAGUUGGAGAUAACCUCAAACGCAACUUUGAUGUCAAAGAGGUCAUCUCCAGAAUUGUAGAUGGCAGUAAGUUUGAUGAAUUCAAAGCUUUCUAUGGAGACACACUUGUUACAGGAUUUUCCAGAAUAUUUGGUUACCCUGUUGGAAUCAUUGGCAACAAUGGAGUCUUGUUUUCAGAGUCUGCAAAAAAGGGAACACAUUUCAUCGAAUUGUGUUGCCAAAGAAACAUUCCACUUAUUUUUCUCCAAAACAUUACAGGCUUCAUGGUGGGUAGAGAGUAUGAAGCAGGAGGGAUUGCCAAAGAUGGAGCCAAGAUGGUAACUGCAGUUGCCUGUGCCAAUGUACCUAAGAUCACUGUUAUCAUUGGAGGCUCCUACGGGGCAGGAAACUAUGGCAUGUGUGGCAGAGCAUACAGUCCUCGAUUCUUGUACAUGUGGCCAAAUUCCCGUAUCUCUGUAAUGGGCGGUGAGCAGGCAGCCACGGUCCUGGCCACCAUCACUAAAGAUCAGAGGGCACGUGAGGGAAAAGAGUUCACCGCAGAGCAAGAGGCUGCUAUGAAGGAACCGAUAGUUCGGCGGUUUGAAGAGGAAGGCAGCCCAUACUACUCCAGCGCUAGGCUGUGGGAUGACGGGAUUAUUGAUCCUGCUGAUACUCGUCUGGUUUUGGGACUGAGCCUCAGUGCGGCAUUUAAUGCACCAAUGAAGAAGACACACUUUGGAGUGUUCAGGAUGUAAUUCUCAUUUAGCUUGUACAGAUGCAGACUUUAGACCCACCAGAGAUGUACUUUUUUUGUGUGUGUGAUGUUUCUCCAGAUAAAAAGUAACAAAGGGGAAAAACACUGCACAAAAAGAACAAUCACAGGAGUAGGAUCGCACAGUCUGUUAUAGUGGAGGACGUGACUUGAUGAUGAACUGUUGUUUCGACUGUUAAGUUGUGCCUUAACUGUUACAACCCCGUUGUAAAUGCAGCUGUACUUAUGGAAUUGUUUUCUUUUGGUGGAUUAGAUUUUUUUUUUUAUCAAAUAGUGGAAACGGUAAAUUUAAAAAAAUGUGAAAAAUUAAAUGUGUAGUUUUUUUUUUUUAUUCAGAACCUUUGAUGGCUACUGAGUGAUAACAGUAUCUGAUAGAGCGAUACCGAAGGAAACAUGUUCAGAAGGGGGCGCUAUUUAGCCACAAAUACUCAAUUUGAUAUACUAUUGUCUAGAGGAAUGGAAGAAGCACAUUUUGAAGCAAAAUGCUUUUUAGAUAAUGCACAGUGAUGUUCUGGUGUUGACAGAAGUUAUAUUGAGCCAAAUCAUAGCAAAAUAUAAUGUUUUGAAAGUGUCCAAGCAGAGCGCAGUCACCUUCUGGUGUCCAGAGACAACAUUCGGCUUAUUAUGCCAUCUGAUCCAGACUUCUGCUUUCUUUUCACCUUUACUACUGUGCUAUAGUAAUCAGCAAUAGGAUGUGUACAGAAGCUGAGCCACAGAGGGAGCAUCCUUUACUAGCAGACCACCUUGCCUCCCGUCCACUUCUCUCUUCCAUUUUGUCAGUUUCUCUCUUUAACUGAACAUGUUGCACACACUUGGCAUGUUCACAAAUUUGUGUAAACCAUCUGAGCUCACUCUAGCAACAAGUUUGUUUUCCUCUGUGGGACUUUUCUGAGGCAAAGGAUACGGUGCAGUGGUGGACGUUUGAAUGUCUUCCCAUGAGACAACGGGUUCAAAUGCUAAACUGGAAGCCUUUCAUGCUCCUCUGUGUAUGACUGCGUGGCUGGCACCCAAGGCUGUGGAGAGCCUCACCUUAGGGAGAGCAGAAAUAACUCGGGCCAUUAUGUGUGUGUGUG